UUGAGGUUAGAGUUGAUAAAUGCCGCAGUGUGUGUAUGUGUGUGUGGAUGUCGUUUGGUUUUUAAAUAAUCGUAGUUAAAGGAGGGCUAUUCGUUUUACUUAGACGCAAAUAUGGCCUCAGAUUCGGGCUACGGGCAGCCUGGAGCUCAACAAAGUUAUGGCUCUUAUGGAAGUCAAGGCUAUCAACAGACUGGACAGCAGGGCUAUGGGCAAGGCAAUGGAGCUGGUUCUUAUGGUGCGUAUGGUCAGUCAGAAGGGUAUGGUCAGCCGGCCCCCCAGAGUUACUCUUCAGGCGGCUACGCUCAGCAGCCACCACAAAGCUACGACUCCUAUGGUCAGCCAAGCACGGACGCCACGGCUGGGUACAGUGACAAGGCCUCUUACGGCCAGCCGCCCAGUGCGGGCUAUGGCCAGCCAGCCACAGGUGGCUACGGACAACAGUCCGGCAACAGCUAUGGUCAAUCUGCUGCUCCAGUAGCUGGGGGUGGAGGAGGCUAUGGCCAACAGUCAGGUGGUUAUGGCCAGUCUCAAGGGGGCUAUGGAAGGAGGAACGAGGGUGAGAGCCGGCGGUAUGGAGACGAUGCUGGUUCUGACCGCUCCGAGGGCUACCGUGGCAGGGGCCGUGGCGGCUACGAUCGCGGUGGCUAUGAUCGCGGUGGCUACGACCGUGGCGGAAGAGGAGGCCCACCUUCUGGUAUGGGUGGUGGGGACCGUGGUGGCUACAAAAAUUUCGGUGGACCCAGAGACUACGGCCAAAGGGAUGAUGCUGGUGGAGAGACGGACAACUCUGACAACAACACCAUCUUUGUUCAGGGCCUGGGAGAAGACGUAACCACUCAGGAAGUGGCCGACUACUUCAAGCAGAUUGGCAUCAUCAAGUUGAACAAGAAAACCGGCCUGCCUAUGAUUAACCUCUACACAGACAAGGCGACGGGGAAGCUGAAAGGGGAAGCCACCGUCUCGUUUGACGACCCGCCCUCUGCCAAAGCUGCCAUUGACUGGUUUGAUGGAAAGGAGUUCCAAGGAAAACCCAUCAAGGUGUCGUUUGCCACCCGUAGGGCUGAAUUUGCAGCCGGCAGCCGAGGAGGUGGUGGUGGUGGUGGUGGCGGCAGAGGACGUGGAGGGUUCAGGGGUCGCGGUGGAUUUGGUGGUGGCGGACCCAGCUUUGACGUGAAGGGUGGAGACUGGCCCUGUCCCAACAGCUCCUGUGGCAACAUGAACUUUGCUCGCCGUCAAGAGUGUAACAAGUGUGGCGCGCCCAAGCCUGGAGACAGCUACGGCGGAGACCGCGGUGGCGGCGGUGGUAGGGGAGGUUACGGCGGCGACCGUGGAGGUGGCUUCAGGGGCCGUGGCGGCGGUUUCCGGGGUGGAGAUCGCGGUGGCUAUGGAGGAGGUGGCGGAGGAUACGGCGGCGGCGGCGGCUACAAGAUGGGAGGAAGAGGCGAUCACAGGGAAGACAGGAGAGACCGGCCAUACUAAAGAAUCUCCCCAGAGCCCCGCUCCAGUGGUCCGGGGUUGUCGCCGAGGUGACGAGGAAGGGGUCAUGGGUCGGAGGGGAGGGGUCACGUCCACAUCUGCGAUUUGCAUACCUUUCAUUGCCAGCGCGUCCUAUUGAUGAACUGUUUCUAAGCGAUCUUUUUGAGGCAGAAGUGUUGAUGAUUGUCUACUGUGAGGGGAUUGG
Alosa alosa (allis shad) is the source of this 1681-nucleotide messenger RNA. RefSeq names its product TAF15 RNA polymerase II, TATA box binding protein (TBP)-associated factor (gene taf15). Bases 112 to 1479 code for a protein of 455 amino acids. Gene Ontology annotation, cellular component: nucleus. Gene Ontology annotation, molecular function: transcription coregulator activity; RNA binding. The transcript is spliced from 16 exons. The record is from RefSeq and is a predicted model, not a curated record. NCBI's taxonomy places the organism in Eukaryota, Metazoa, Chordata, Actinopteri, Clupeiformes, Clupeidae. Gene Ontology annotation, biological process: regulation of DNA-templated transcription.